UCUCACAGCGAGAGAUGUUAGACAAUAGUGUAUUUUUUUUUUCCUCACUAGACAUUAUUUUAAAAGCAGUUGACAGGACUAUCUUAGCUUCCACCAGCUUUGUUUUAGCCAACUCAAUCAUAUGUGUGUCCGUGUGCGUCGCGAAAAAAAAUUUAUAUAUAUAUAUAUGUAAACGUUUACAGUAUUAAUUUGGUUCGGGAAAAAGUCUGUUUCAUUUAUUUUUAAAACAGUGCUUUGAUUGAAUUGUGUGAUAUUGUGAAUUUCAGACGAUACUCUUGAACAAAGUGUUUCGAGAUGAAGAUUUUUUACAAAGCUAUCAAGCUGCAAAAAGAUAUUUCCUUCAUGUUUGAUAGGAUUCGAUAAACGAUCUAUUUAAAAGAAAACAAAAAAACAACAUGAUAACAGUGUUAGAUGAAGUCGUUAAUUCUUACACAAAACUUGACUAGACAGCCAAUAAGACAAUCAAGGAAAAUGGCAUCACGUUCUAUAAAGGCAAGACUUAUCCACUAAAAUGUUUCAAUUGCGGUGUUACAUCAGCGUCGUGGUUUUUAUUGUUAUUUCAAUCUUCGGACCAGGAGACUCCUCACAAGGAUUGGAGAAAACUUAUUUUCAGAACAACCCACUCAAUACGCCCAAAGCCCACCAAAACAGAAUAAAAAAGGGGCUUACAUCUAGGCCAGAAGGCUUCACUCGGCGACCCAAUUUGGUUGAAAAUGAUUUGAAAUUGAGGAAUCCUGCUGGAAACCAAGUGACCCCCAAAGAAACACUCUUUUCCUAUAAUAGAAGUUUUCAAGAUUCAAUUUGGCGCUAUGUCGACGAAUUCACUCCAACAUUGACAAAGAAUGAUUACAUCUCCAUUACAGUUCAGCCAGGGGGAGCUUAUCAAUGUCUAGGCAUGACUUCAUUCAUGUAUCAAGCCCAAAGAUCAAUUGUCACAAAAACCAUUCCAACCCUUCAGGAAACGAGGACAAAUGUUUCUAUAAGUAUUGACCACAGAGCGUCGUGCAACAACGUAUCGCUAAUACACGUCUCGAGAAUAACUUUUCUAAACAUUUCUGUGGAAACUUGCUGCAUUACGAAAUGUCUACACACAAGUGAAAUCACUGUCAGAGAAAACCAGCAUAUACUUCUGAAUUUCACCUCCUUCAACAUCCCAGGUUUGAACCUGCUGGUCAAUGAGACCUCCGAGGAGUGCUCAGAGUCACUAGACGUCGAGGUGGAUGUCCCGGACAAGAAUACCCCCAACAGAUCUAUUACUCAUAAGAUGGGAAGCUUCUGUGGGAUGAAGGAGCCGAAGGCCAUAUUCAUUGACUACAGCAAAGUCAAGCUAAAGCUGCGGCUUCGUGACAAUAAACAGUGUAUUGACAAAAUGAGCUUUGCGGUAAACAUAAUACCUUGUGAGGUUCUGGAAUACAAGUCUUGCAAUGCUUCGGAAUAUGUUCACUUCGGGAAAACGAGCGGAUUCAUUAUAUCACCAGGUAGAGACAAGCAACAGAAUUAUCCUAACAAUUUAGACUGUAAGUGGAGCAUUCAAGUGCCCGACGAAAAGCUAAUACUAUUGGAUGUAGACAUUUAUGAACCACUCGGAGAAGGAGACUUCAUUGAAAUCCGUAUAGAUGAAGGACACGGGUUAGAAUUUCCUAACGUAUUAAGAUCCACUAGUUUCCAUUUUAGGUGGCCUGUUGUUUUGCCACGUAAUUACUGCACAGUCGAAUUUCAUUCCGACAGUAUAAAAUCAGGAGCUGGAUUUAACAUAUCCUACAAAGCAGUUGACAAACAGAAUUUCAUAGAGCUGUAUUCCAACUUCACUAUGAACUGUACUAACAUAACAGUCAUCCCCCGAACAACUAAAUGCAACUUUUAUGAAGAAUGCGCAGGUGGUGAAGAUGAGAUCAAUUGCAAGUAUAAGGAUGACAAAUGUUGGCCCAGUGGAGUCUACUUCGAGAAGUCAUGCUACUAUCCUGUAAGAGACAAGUCCCGAAUGUCGUGGACCAUGGCUCAAGAAUACUGCGAGCGUACGUUUAAUGCGCAUCUUUUAACUAUAAAGAUAGAGAAAGUAGAAGAUUUUGUGAACAAAUUUAGGACGUUUUUGGGGAAAAAAUUCGACGUGUCCUUUUUGGGACUACGAAGAAUGCGUAUGCAGCAGGUCAGUCAACUAUAUCGACGCAUGUGGCAGUGGAUUGAUGGACAUACGGCGUUUUACCUGCCCAAAGAAUAUCGAUUCCAGGAUUGGUCAAGGUGCUCUUUACUCCACUUGGAUUACUUUCACUCUACGGAAUGCGGCAGGAAAAUGGACAAUGUCUCGUUUAUUUGCGAAAAGCAAAUUGAACCACUGCACGUUAUGCUGGCCAAUAUUAGCAUAGGCAAAGACCGCCAUAAAGAAACAUUCCCUAUGUUCAAAUGCACAAGUGAGGAGUUGAUCUUUGAAGAACAGAGGUGUGACAAGGUGGAUAACUGUUUCGAUCACAGCGAUGAGAUGAACUGUGACUAUGCGAAGAACGAACACACGAUGUUCACCUGCGGAACUUCCGCGCUUUUACCUUAUUCCUUCGUGUGUGACGGAGUUAGCGGAUGCCCGGAUGAGAGUGAUGAGAACCACUGCAAAAUUCCAUCAAAAAGUAGUUUAGGUGCAUCGUUGUCUGUCUGCAAUGACGGUAUGGUUUUAGAUCGAAACAAGGUCUGCGAUGGCAGAGAGGAUUGCCUCGAUGGCUCGGACGAGAUGGACUGCACGGAAUGUUUCGGAGAUAUGUACCUAUGCCCAAUGAUAGCGUGCCUACCAAAACAUUGGAUCACUGAUUCUGAGAUUGACUGCCCCAUUCGUGAUUUAAAAGGUAGAGAAGCGGGUGAAAUAUUUAAAGAGAAUGUGUUUAAAUACCCCAAUACCCCAGGUGUUGUCUAUCCUGACGGUUUUGGAAAAUUUAACAUAACUAAAAGAGAUAAAUGUCCUGAAACUCAUUUCAGAUGUACUCAUGGGUAUUGCAUUCCCUUAUACAUGUGGUGCAACGGUAUGAUCGACUGUCCGUUCGGAGAAGACGAGAACUGGGCCAAUUGUAAACAACUUUGUAAAGGAUUGUAUAAGUGCAAAUACUCUCGUGUUUGCGUACACAACGAUAACAUCUGCGACAAUGUCUACCACUGCCCUUACCACGAUGACGAACUUCUGUGCAGCGCCAGAAACAUCACCUGCCCCGAACACUGCGAGUGUAAAAGGAUGGAAUACACCUGCACUGCAGUGCCCGUCUUCAACUCCUCCACUCUUCAACCUCUUCGCUACCUGCGUCUCUUUAAUGCCAUCCUGCCCAACCUACAGCUCAACGGAAUAGCCACCUAUAGCCUAAUAUAUCUCAACGUGUCGCACUCCAACGUUCAGUUUAUAUUUGAGGAGAACUUUCGUUACUUAAAUCUUCGAAUACUUGACGCCAGCUUCAAUCAGAUAGAAUUUCUCAACAACGAGACCUUUAAAUCAUGCCCGGUAUUGAAAACUUUGAUCCUGGCCAAUAAUAAAUUCCAUAACGCCAUUUUUGGAUUUUUACAACACACAAGAGAACUUUCCAGACUUGACCUUUCCUACAACACAAAGAACGAACUGGAGGCUGACUGCUUCCACGGGGCCUCAAAUCUGCAGGAUUUGAUUCUGCGUUCUAUGAACAUACUAAAAAUUAAUAAAAACGCGUUUAUCAACCUUACUGGGCUUAAAACUAUAGACCUUCAAGGGAACGUUUUCUUGGAUGUGUCCGAUCCAAUCUUCCACUCACAGUUAAACCUGAGAGAAAUCGCCACUGACAACUAUCGACUGUGUUGUGAUCUUAUUAAGCCCGCCUCUGUGACGUACACGAACUGCAAAGCUCCCUACGAUGAAAUAUCAUCUUGCGCGGACAUUUUGCGGACCUUGCUUCUGAGAGCGGCGUUGUGGAUCAUGGCUAUACUGACGGUCUUUGGCAACACUGGCGUUAUCUUUUACAGAAUAGUCGUGGAUCGUGGGAUGAAACAAAGCUUUAGAAUCAUCAUUACCUCUCUCAGUAUCUCUGACCUUCUCAUGGGCGUCUACCUUGUCAUUAUAGGCAUUGCGGACGCACAUUACCGCGGAAAUUAUCAGCUGUACGAAAAGGAAUGGACGAACAGUGUGUUCUGUCAAAUGGCUGGAUUUUUGUGCCUUUUGUCCAGCGAAACAUCUGCCCUAUUCAUACUUCUGGUGACGCUGGACAGACUCCUGGCUAUAGCGCUUCCAAUGAAUAAACAUUUCCAUUUUAACGGAAGAUCGGCGGCGAAAGCUUGUGGUCUGGUCUGGGUCAUAGGCUUUUGUAUGGCUUCAAUUCCUUUGUUGCCUCCAUUUCAACACUGGCGGCUCUAUUCACAGAACGCUUUGGGGGUACCACUUCCCAUAACCAGGUCGUCAAUCCCCGGAAACGAUUACGCCUUUGCGAUUUUCAUCGUUUUUAACCUGGUCGUGUUCAUUUUGGUAGGCCUGGGUCAGCUGAUGAUCUACUUAUCCGUUCGGCUGAUGACCUACCCAAAAGCUUCCAAAGUGAGGGUUCGCCAAGACACCGCCAUAGCCAAACGACUCAUUCUCGUCGUGCUUACAGACUGCCUGUGCUGGUUCCCUAUCACUGUGAUGGGGAUGGCAGCCAGGGCCGGGCUCCCCGUGCCCGGGGAGAUGAACGUGGUGGCCACAGUCUUUCUUCUGCCUGCCAACUCGGCCUUCAACCCAUUCCUCUACACCGCCAACGCCAUUCUGAUGGCCAGGAAAUUGCGACGGAAAAAGAAGUCUUUUGACUCGGACGCAGCGGCCAUGAGGCCACUUUCGUCCUCUACAGGAAGUUUAGUCCAGUCAGUUAAACAGGAUGAGUUAAACAACGCAAAGACGUAUCCAUUUCAUCAGAAAAUGAGGAUUUCUGAUGUAUCAUGUAUGUGCAUCAUCACAGCAAUAUUGCAUCUAUGUCCCAUUGAUGCUGUUUCGUUGAAGGAUUCAGAAGUAUUGGAACAUAAACUUGUGAAUGAUGAAUCAUAUAAUGGAGAAAAGCUUCCAACGGAAGUAGAUGUUAGGACUCCCGAUGAUGACGUCAAUAUUUAUCACGUGCUGCACAAGAAAUCUACGGCGCAAUCUACGAUACCAAAGAAGAAAAAUGGCUAUCACCCGAAGAGCACGGCGCGAGCCCAUAUCAUUAACCGGACUCCUCGCAUGACGCACAAGUCUUAUGGGACUUUGGUAUUUGACGAGUCCGAAGAAUCGAACGGCAGGUCACUGCAGCCCAUACAGAACGCAUCCGUGAAAGCUCGUGAAGAUGGGAGCUACGAGUGCUUCGGAAUGACCCGUUUCAUGUAUGAAGCAAAGAAGCCUUUCCAUUCGGAAACUAUCCCUCCAUUUAACGCUACCAGAGUGAACGCGUCGGUCGUAAUAGAGAACAAGGCUGCCUGUAACAACGUGUCCUAUUUUAAUGUAAAACAGGUCACUGUUCUCAACGUCACAGUUGAAACUUGCUGCAUCACCAACUGCGUUCACGUCAUAGAUGUCACCGUCUCCAAGAGUGACCAUAUACUUCUCAACUUUCUGAAAUUCAACGUACCCGGUCUGAGCCUUCUGCGUAACGAGGCUUUCGGUGAAUGCGUCGAGUCUUUGGAUGUCAACGUGGAAAUCCCGGACAAGAAACGCCCUGACCUCAAAACUUCCUACAGGCUGGGCCACUUUUGCGGCAUUAAGGCGCCCACAGACGUGUUUGUCGAAUACAACAAAGUAAAGCUGAUGUUGAGACUGUUGGACAAUAAGCAGUGCGUUGACAAGAUGAAUUACGUUGUGGAGAUUGUUCCUUGCCGGAAGAUUCCGUAUAAAACAUGCAGUUCUUCCGACUACGUCAGCUUUAAGGAGGAUCACGGCUACAUCUCUUCCCCGGGGAUGAACAAUGGUCUGAAUUAUCCCAAUGAAUUAGAAUGUGAAUGGAAAAUCUCCGUCCCAGAAGGGAAGUUCAUACUUCUGAAAGCUGAAAGGAUACUUCUGAAAGAAGGGGAUAAGAUUGAGAUUUAUCCCGAGCAUCACAACACGACUCAGUUUCCCAAAACCUUGAAUUUCUCUGAUUUUGAAUUUCGACGUCCGGUCGUGUUGCCUAGUAACAAAUGCACGGUUAAGUUCCACUCUGACAGUCUGAAGUCUGGGAUAGGGUUCAACAUCUCCUACCUCGCCGUCAGCAAGAACAACUUCAUUCCGAUGUUUUCAAACAAUUCUCUCGACUGCUCGGGUAUCACCGCCUUGCCGGAAGCUAUUCGCUGCGACUAUUAUAAGGAUUGUGUUGGGGAGGAGGACGAGGUGGAUUGCUCGUACAUACAAAAAGAAUGCCCUGGGGGAUACGUGUACAAAGGUCAUUGCUACCAGUUGAUACCCAACCAGGUCAACAUAUCAUGGACGAAAGCGGAAGAGCUCUGCGAGCGGAACCUGGGAGCUCACCUUGUCACUAUCAACACGGUCGAGGAGAGCAACUUUUUAAAGUACUUCCGGAAGUACAAAGAGAUGGAUGAGUCGACGACGUUUCUGGGACUUAGGCGCAUGCGCAUGCAGCAGGUAAAACAGGUGUACAAGCGCAUGUGGCAGUGGACGGACGGAAGUACCGCCUUUUAUCUGCCAAGUGAAUACAGAUACGAAGCAUGGGCCAGGUGCACAUUGUUUCAUUCGGAUUAUUUCUACUCCACUGAGUGUGGGGCUGUCAUGGAGAACAUUUCCUUCAUUUGCGAGAAAACAAUAAGCGAAGAAGAAAACACAAAGAUAUCUGACAGCGCUCUAGAUAAUCGACAUUUGACCUGGACCCACAAGAUUGAGGUGUUCAAGUGUCAAAGUGGUGAGUAUAUUUCCUACGAACAGAAGUGCGACGGGGUUGAGCAGUGCUUCGACCACAGCGACGAGUCACAGUGCAAACCCGUCGACAAAAACGACUCCAUAUUUCUUUGCGGUGGGACCGGGCCACUUCCGUAUUCGUUUGUUUGCGACGGGAUAGAGGACUGCCCAGAUUCCUCCGACGAAACAGGCUGUAGGAUUCCUGACAAAGAGAUUUUAGGGUCAAGCGUGUCCAUUUGUACGGAUGGCAUGUAUCUAAGCACGUCAAGGGUCUGUGAUGGGCUAGAAGACUGUCGCGAUGCUUCAGAUGAGGAGGACUGCACCGAAUGCUUUUCGGGAAGCACCCUUUGUCCCUUGAUUGCUUGCCUACCCCAGAAGUGGAUUAACGAUUCAGAGAUAGACUGCCCCAUUCGAGAUCUCAAAGGCAUUCAAGCUCUGGAGUCCGAAUUCAAAGAAAACUAUUUUAAAACCAAACCCCCUCCUGGAAUCAUAUACCCUGACGGCUACGGGAAGUUUGAGAUUAAGAAAAUCUCCAAGAAUGACAGUUGUCCAGAUACUCACGCGCAGUGCUACAAGGGCUACUGUAUCCCUGUCUAUCUAUGGUGUAACCACAUCCGAGAUUGUCCUUACGGCGAGGACGAGGAUUCGGUCAGGUGCGAGAAACUUUGCAAAGGCUUAUAUAAAUGCAAGCACUCGUCUGUCUGCGUCCACGAGGAUCACCUGUGCGAUGGUCACUAUCACUGCCCGUACCACGACGACGAAACGCUGUGCGUCUUCAACAGCAUCACUUGUCCUCACAACUGUCAGUGCAAGAGGUACGAGUUUAUCUGCUCCUCCCCGCCUGUCUUCAACUCCUCCACGCCACUGCCAGUGCGCUCGCUGGAGCUACGCAACUACACCGAUUUAGAGCAUCUCCAGUUCAGCGGCAUCGCCUACUACAGCCUUAUCUAUCUCAACGUAUCUCACAGCGGGGUCAAGCACAUCUCGGACGACUUCUUGCGUUUUUCUAACCUUCGCAUACUAGAUGCCAGUCAUAACCAAAUUGAGAAUCUCGGCAACGAUACGUUUAAAAACUGCCCCGUCCUGAAAACACUAGAUCUGUCCAGCAAUAAACUUCACAACAAAAACUACGCCUUCUUGUUAAAUACCAAAGAACUUUCCAGACUCGACUUAUCGUACAACAUCAAAUUUAGAUUGGAAGAUGAUUGCUUUCAAGGGGCAUCAGACUUGGAAUGUUUAAUUUUGGAAUACAUGAAUAUUAAAGUUAUUGAAGAAAAUGCCUUCAGGAACCUUGUCGCCCUCAAACAGAUUUACCUGAGAGGAAAUGAUGUUUUGAUUUUCUCGGAUAAAAUAUUUCAUUUCCAGCAUACUCUAAGAGCUAUUUACACGGAUAAUUAUCGCCUGUGCUGCGAUUCUGUUAAACCACCUUCUGUGCAGCACACGAUGUGCGAUGCUCCUUUUGACGAAAUAUCUUCGUGUUCGGAUAUUUUGCGAACACUGUUACUCAGAGCAGCGCUUUGGAUCAUGGCUAUCCUGACUUUAACAGGGAACCUUAGUGUUAUCAUCUACAGAAUUUUUAUAGACAGGGGUCUGAAGGAAAGUUUUCGGAUCAUUAUCACGUGCCUAAGCACGUCAGAUCUCCUUAUGGGAAUCUACUUGGUCAUCAUAGGCGCAGCGGACGCUAAGUACCGAGACCGCUAUCAGUUGAACGAAACGGAAUGGAAAAGCAGCGCCCCUUGCCAAGCGGCUGGAUUUCUGUGUCUCCUCUCCAGCGAAACGUCGGCUCUUUUCAUUCUGCUGGUCACCAUAGACCGACUCUUGGCCAUAGCGUUCCCGCUAAAUUCGCACCUUCACUUCAACGCUAAGUCAGCUGCGCUGGCGUGCGUCAUCGUUUGGGUCAUCGGCAUAGUCAUGGCUUCGAUUCCUCUGCUGCCCCCAUUUCAAGACUGGCAGCUCUACACGCAAAAAGCUGUAGGCGUUCCUUUGCCCAUCACCAGGUCUGUAUUUCCAGGAUACGAGUAUGCCUUCGCGAUAUUGAUAGUUUUCAAUAUGGUGGUUUUUAUACUUGUAGCCGUCGGGCAGCUUCUGAUCUACCUGUCCGUCCGGCUCCAGAAUGUACCGCAAGUGUCGGAGCUGAGACUCCGACAGGACACAAUCAUUGCCAAGCGCCUGGCCUUGGUGAUCAUAACCGACUGCCUCUGCUGGUUCCCCAUUACAGUGAUGGGCCUGGCCGCGCGCUCUGGAUACCCAGUCCCGGGUGAGAUGUACGUCGUUGCCACUGUCUUUCUGUUGCCAGCCAACUCUGCCUUUAACCCUUUCCUGUACACCGCCAACGCCAUUCUGCUAGCCAGGAGAAUGAGAAAAAAGAAACAAUGCAUUGAAAUAGAUAUAGGACUCCGACAGCUCUCUACGACAUAAAAUCUUCAUAGGAACUAAACCGGUGUCUAGCUCUUGAAAACAUGAGCUCAGUUUUCUCUGGAAGAUGAGAACAAAAGAACUAGGACCGCCUACACGAGAGGGCAACUCCUUGAGCUGGAGAAAGAGUUCCACUUCAACAAGUACAUCUCUCGGCCCCGUCGCAUCGAGCUGGCCGCCAUG
This is a messenger RNA of Biomphalaria glabrata, 9418 nucleotides long. RefSeq lists its product as uncharacterized. Gene Ontology annotation, biological process: G protein-coupled receptor signaling pathway. NCBI's taxonomy places the organism in Eukaryota, Metazoa, Mollusca, Gastropoda, Planorbidae. The record is from RefSeq and is a predicted model, not a curated record. The transcript has 4 exons. Gene Ontology annotation, cellular component: membrane. Bases 512 to 9238 code for a protein of 2908 amino acids. Gene Ontology annotation, molecular function: G protein-coupled receptor activity; protein binding.